CUUCUUUCGAAUUUUGGGAGACACGCACACACGCACGAGCCAAGUCAAUAUCAUGCUACGUGUACAGGUAGUAGACGACGACGACGACGACGACGACGGCGGCAACGACACUCACACAGGCGCGCGCGUCGGCCACACGCACGCGACACGGACAUGUAUUUCGAAAACAGUAAUUUUUGCGCACGUGCCACGUGAAUUUUUCGUCCAGCCCCGACACCCGCGUCUUUUUUACGAAUAACCGUCGAAAGUCGGAUAUUUUGACACGCUUGUUCGUCGUUCGCUAUCGACGUACGUGAUCACAGUGUUUCUUAUGGUGAUCGGUCAGGUUGAUGCUCCCUUUGUCGUGAGUGCAAAUUCGAUUCUUAACCAUUGGUAUCGUUGAUCGUUCUACCUGGAAUCGCGUGUGACGUGCGUCCAUAGAAUCGAGAUCUGUCGUACAAUCAUGAUCGAAUCAUGUUUAGACAAAAUAAGACGAUACGUAACGCGAGCAUCGAUGAAUAUGUAACGUUCGAAGGGGAGAAGUAAUACGUGCCGUAAGCUGUGUACAACGGAAUAUGUAGGAUUAAUUAAAUAAAUAUUAUAAAAAGAUUGGUGACGCGUUUAACCAAUAACGCCUGUGGAGAGUAUAUUUUAAGAGAAAUUUGAUAUUGGGUAUUUAGAAAAAUGACAGUUGGCGUAGAUGUAGAUGAUAGUAUCUGUAUCGCGUGCACAUUCUGUCUAAGGCCAAGAAGGAGUAUCAGCUUAAAGAGGUAAAGGUAACGAGUGAUCAUUGAAGAUAGGGAUAAGAUCAGAAGUGAUAGAAGAAUGUGCAAUUAGAUUAUACGGCUAGAGGAUGAAGAACGCCAGAGCUAAAGAGACAGAGGAGCAGGCAGCAAUUAGAAGAAUGCAGGAAGCUCAACGUAUGGCCAGGCAUCGUGCUAAGAAGAAGCGUUGCUUGGACGAGAAUUUGGCAAGGGAGAUCUCUAAGAUAGCCGAACUCUCCAAAAGGCCGGACGCUGCAACUCUGGUUCAAAUGUCCGAGAUGAAUAUAAAUAAAAUAUCCGCGGAACUGAAACAGAUGAUGGAGAGAGGAAAAGUGCCCGAGCACAUAGUUCAAAUGGCACAGCUCGCGGAGUUCAGCAAGAUGACUGAAUUGAACAAAAUGUCCCAGGACAUGGCUAAGAGAUACGAGAUGGAGAAGAUGGCCGAAUACGCGAAGACGAGUGAGUAUAUGAAAAUGCAGGAGAUCGCGAAGAUGUCUGAGAUCGCCAAGAUGAACGAGAUGGUGAAACUGUCGGAGAUGGCCAAGUACAACGACAUCACGAAAAUGAACGAGAUCGCUAAGAUGAACGAGAUGAUGAAGAUGUCUCAGAUGGCCAAGAUCAACGAGGUUCAAAGAAUGAACGAGAUAGCGAAGCUGAACGAGAUGGUGAAGAUGACUGAGAUGGCCAAAUACAAUAACGACAUAACAAAGUUGAACGAGAUCGCACAGAUCAACGAAAUGGCAAAGGAAAUCGCGAAGAUGAACGAGAAAACGAAGAUGAACGAAAUGAUAAAAAUGGCAAACAUGCAGAACGACAUCACGAAGAUGCCUGAGUAUUCGAAGAUGGCAGAGAUGGCUAAACUAACCGAGUUAGCCAAAUUGAACGAGAUAACGAUAACGAAACUGAGCGACCCGCCGCCGUCGAAGGUGCCGGAAAUCCCUCGCAUCCCCGAGCCUGUGAUCACCGUGCCAAACCCGAGGAAUCUGCAGAACGUUCAGAACGUACAGACCGUUCAAGUAGCGCAGGCCAGCCCUUCCAGUACGAUUAACUUCCCCACCGUGCCCGGUCAAGGAAAGUACGCUCAGUUACUGGUGAUUAUCGAGGAACUCGGAAGAGACAUUCGCCUUUCUUACGCCGGGAGUCGCAGCGCGGCCGAACGUUUGAAAAUGGGCAUUCAACACGCCAGGAUUCUCGUACGAGAAUGUCUACUGGAAACGGAACAUAACGCGCGGCAAUGAUCUGCCGACAUACUUAGCGAUUAGAUUUUUAGUCGAUUAUUUUAUAAAACAAGCUAUGUACAUUGUAUGAAGUACAGCAGUAUAUUUUAAAGGGAGUGUCUUAGCAUCCACGAGGAGGUACGCGUUUACGAUUUAUUGUUUCACGUUUUAUACGAUCUCGUCGAAUGCACAUUUGAUAAAACCGAUCCUCGAUCGGAUGAUACGACAUUAUUUUUCGUAAUAAUCAAAUUAUGCAUCGUGCACUUCAGUGGAUGCCCAAAGAAUCGUUGCGUAGCGCAUAAUAUUGGAUACAUUUUAAUUGAAAGAACGUUCGUUUGUUUUCUUUCAUCGUUUCAUUCGUUUCUUUCUUUCUAGAGAGAAUAUGUAAAGACCACUAUUUUCUACGUGUAGAUUCGAAUUGCCGAGGGAAAACUGUUCCUCGUUACGUUUUGAUUUAGCGCAUAGGAAAAGAUAACGUUAGGCAGGCACUUGUCUGUUUAUAUUUUAUAAGGAAAAUGUAUCGCAUUUUUUGGUUACUAUGGGUACCUAGCAAUUACAUACGACAGUAUACACUACACACGCAGGAAAAAGUUGAUCAAACAAAUUGUACCUACGGAAAGUAUAAUCCUUGAAUAUAACUGAACUAUGAGGUAUAUCUAAAUAAAAAUGCAAUUUUCUACAA
Messenger RNA from Ceratina calcarata, 2642 nucleotides. Its product is annotated as CDK2-associated protein 1. The record is from RefSeq and is a predicted model, not a curated record. The coding region runs from base 833 to 1981 and encodes 382 amino acids. The transcript has 2 exons. Gene Ontology annotation, cellular component: cytoplasm; nucleus. NCBI's taxonomy places the organism in Eukaryota, Metazoa, Arthropoda, Insecta, Hymenoptera, Apidae.